AUGCGUCUCUUCGCGACUGUCGCUCCGGCCAUUCUUAGCCUGGCGGGCGUCCAUACCGUCGCUGGUGCCCCAUCAAAUCACACCAGCCCCGGGUGCUGUCGGAACCCUCUGAUCCGAUACGAAUGGCGGCAACUAUCAUUGGAACAGAGGUCAAGCUAUAUCGAUGCUAUCAAAUGCUUGAUGUCCCUGCCGUCGGAAGGCAAUGAUCUAUGGCCUGGUGCGAAGACCCGAUACGAUGACUUCCAGGGGAUGCACAUCUAUGUCACAGAACAGGUGCACUUCAACGGACCUUUCCUCCCCUGGCAUCGGUGGAUGAUAUUUCUCUUCGAAUCCGAGCUGAGGAACAAGUGCUCUUACCAAGGAACGCUACCUUACUGGGACUUGAGUCUUGACAACACUGCGGAAAGUUUCGUCAAGUCGCCAAUCUUCGACAAUACACACGGCUUCGGGGGUAACGGACCGUAUAUCGAGGAUAUCAGUGAUGAUGAGGAGUUCCCGGUCAAGACCCCCACGGAAAUUCCGGGAAGGAGUGGAGGAGGGUGCGUCCAGGAGGGUCCAUUUGCGAACCUCACGGUUCCCAUGGGUCUCGGCUCCUCAGUUGAACCGCAACCCCAUUGCCUGCGUCGAGAUUUCAGUCCCACCCUCGUUGCCAGUGCCCUGAGAGACGAAAUCAUUGACCGUGCGCUCUCUGCGUCGACCUAUGGCGAGUUCAACUCUCAUAUUCAGGGCUACAGUUUUGAAUUUGACGGCCUGACUCUCCACGCGGGCAUGCAUCUUGGCAUCGGCGGUGCUGUUGGCGAGAAUGCGGACAUGUACUCCUCCCCCGGCGAUCCACUCUUCUACUUUGUCCACGGCGCACUGGACAAGAUCUGGAACGACUGGCAGCAAAGAGACUGGCCCGCGCGCAAAACCGCUAUCGGUGGCCCGGACACCAUGUUCGCGUACCCGUUCAACUUCUUCGGUGACGUGCCAUACGAGAACAUUACGUUGCAGUACCUUCUCAAGUACCCCAACUUUGGACAGGAUAUCCCCAUUAGCGACGUGAUGGACAUCCACGGUGGUCCGUUUUGCUACGAGUAUAGGUAG
Messenger RNA from Colletotrichum acutatum, 1086 nucleotides. RefSeq lists its product as uncharacterized. Bases 1 to 1086 code for a protein of 361 amino acids. The transcript is spliced from 6 exons. NCBI's taxonomy places the organism in Eukaryota, Fungi, Ascomycota, Sordariomycetes, Glomerellales, Glomerellaceae. The record is from RefSeq and is a predicted model, not a curated record. Gene Ontology annotation, molecular function: oxidoreductase activity.